CCUGUCCCCGACGCUCAUGCCAUGGACCCGACGCCGCCGUCAUCGCUCUCGUCGUCGUUCCCCUCGCGUCGGACGCCGUCGUCCUCGACGCUAUGGGCCCACCUCAUCCGCAAUGACAGCCCGCUGCGACCGUCGCCCUCCGCGGUGUCCAGCGCGAUGCAGUCGACGCCUGGCGCACCGCUUGACAAGACGGGCACCUCCAUGCGCAUGCUGCUGCUUGACACGCAGACGAACUUUGAGAACUUCUCUGGCCGCGUCGGCAAGCUCAUCGACUGCGUGGAGAACGCGAAGAGCGAAAUCGAGUACAUGAAGGCAAUGAUGCAGGCGGAGCGCGAGAACGCGGCGAGUGAGAUGAUCGAUCUGGUCAAUCGCUGUCAGCGCGAAGUUCAAAAGUCUAUUAAGGAACCUGCGCAAGCGGCCCAAAUGCAAACACUUCGCAGCGACAUGCUCGCGAAGAUGGAGCUUGUCUGUAGCCGACUGGAGAGUAUCGAUGAGUCCCACAAAACGCACAACAAACUUCUCCACACUCAAGCGCAAUCCAUCUCCCAUCUCCAAGACCAAUAUAGCUCACUUGCUACUACCAUCUUACCCGUCUUCCCCACGCUGGAAGGGCUCAAGACUACCGUCGGCGGCAUCACGACCACUAUCGAGCGGCUCUCGGCUACCAUCGACGCCAGCGGCGCGAAAAUCACCGAAAGUCUCCGUCACACUAUACCCGACUCCAUCGCGCAAGGUGUCUCCUCUGCUGUCCUCACGUCGGUCUCGGAUACAGUGCGCUCGUCAGUCUUGAGCUCUGUGCAGUCAACUAUCCCGGAAGCUAUACGAUCAACGAUCCCGGAAGCCGUACGCUCGUCGAUUUCGGGCGCUGUCGCCUCGGUGUUGCCACAAGCGGCCUCCUCUGCUGUCUCUGGCGCGUCUGCGAAAUCGUCCAAGGACCUGAGCACGACUCUUCGCUCCUCCAUCGCCGACACACUCCGAACUGCUCUCGCCGCGAACUCGAAGGACGUCUCGAAGCUCAUUCGCAUCACUAUCCCCGAUGUCAUCCGCGCGACCGUACCCGACCUCGUGCGCACUAUCGUUACCGAUGUCGUUCGCGGAGUCACCGAGAAAGCUCGGGAGGGUACAAGCGCAGAGAGGGACACGAAUCAACAGAUACUGGACGAGGCUCUACGCCACUCGUUGUCCGCUACCCUGCAGUCGACCACUGCAAGCAUUUUUCGCUCGAUUGUAACCGACGUCCUUCGAGACAUACCCGAUACGAUCCGCAACGUGCUGAACGAGCAACUGCUCGCUGCGCUAACGAGCUCAAUCAACGCGUCGUCUCUAGCGACGUCUUCGAAUCCAUCGAAGCGAAAUCGCUACGCUACCGCGCUCAGUCCUCGGAAGCGACGAAUCGAUGCUGAGAACGACCCUCCGAGGAAGCGACCGAGGAUGACUUUGUCGGGACCAGCGCGCGGGAGGACCAGCUUUGGACUUGCGGGCGAGCGGACUGCUUUGACGCUACCCAGCGGACGGACAGAUUUUGCGGAACAGCCUCGCCCAACGACCUCGAGAGGACCUGCGCGGCUGCCUUCUGGAGGACUUCCGCGGCCCUCAUCCGGAGGGACCAGGCGACUAUCCUUCCGACGACCGUCCGCUACGGCGAGUGCGCGAGAGCGAUUUGCGACGACGAUACACGAACGAUCCCCGACGAUAGUACGCGAACGAUCCGAAGCAAGUGCUACCCGACUACGACUGUCAUCUGCAUCUCAACCGGAGCGGUCAGCUACAAGCACUUUUCGCGGGCAAACUUUCAAGAGGUUCUCUGAACGUCGCUCGUCUGGGCUACCCGAACGUCGCUCGUCCGCAUACAGCCAGUCCUCGGUCCCCCGCCGCCCGCUCGCGGAGAUUUUCCCGAACGAGCCGUCGAUUCUGAGGUCAAGUCCGCCUGACGUAUCGAGGUCGAGUCCACCGGAAAGCUCGAGCUCGUUUGCCGACAGGACGAUCACUCAGCGACGAACCAGGAGUCCGCCGCGUUCUCAGUCUCAGCACUCGCAACAUUCGCAGCAUUGCCAAUUGCAAAAUGUGCAAGCUAGAUCGUCACAAGGCUCGACGGCGCGGCCCUCGGAGGAUACCAAUGUCGGCACAGACGGUGCUUGCCAGAAAGACGGCAUGGACGUCGCUCGAGUGGAUGCUGCUCGCGGGGACGACAUGGGCGCGGAGGGUGACGUUGACGCGGAAGGCUCGGUCGAUGCAGAGGGUUCAGUGGUUUCGCCUGAGGAAUGGAACUUCUUCGCGUCGACGGAAGCAUAUCUGUCUACGCUCAUGGAGGACCCUGCGUCAGACGACCGUACCCUUCCCAUGAAGGAGGAUUGCGAUGCCCUUUCGUCGGACGACCGAGAGGUACCCACAUCAGACGAUCGCUUACUCUCGACCGAGGGCUACCAGCUUACACCCGGCGAAGACCUCCAGUUCCCAUCGUCUAGCCCACCCUCGUCGCCGUCGCGAGACUUCGCCUCGUCCUCUUCCCCGCAGGUCGGUGCUUCGUCGCCGUCCCCUAACUUUGCUUCGCCGCCGUCGCCGCUUUCGUCUGUGCCCUCCAUGCGCAGCCAUGCAGGGCGAAACCAGCCAGAUACGAGCCUUGCGACGCUAGUCGAGCGCGAUCGGGACACCCAUACUCUCGACAGCGACAGAAACACCCGCACGGUGGCGACGAUGAUCGAAGAUACGCUGAGCACGCCCGCAGGGACGAACACGCGCGAUGUUGAUGACAUCUACACGCAGGAUUCGUCGUCGGUGUUGGGUACCGGCUCCAGUGGUACCCGCGGCCGGGGGGCGACCGGACGAGGACGAGGGCGCACGCCGCUGCGCGCUCUGCCCCCGUCGACGCGCGUCUUGCGGAGCAUGUCGCCCGCGGUGGCGGUGACACCGACGCGCGGAACGGCAACAUCAACACGCGGAAUGGCGACGCCAACACCCAGGGGCAAGGGCAAGCUCGGGAUGCAUACGCCCUUCACCGCGACUCGACUCACGCGGGCUAGUGCCCGUGCGACGCCGGAGCAGAUGGUGUCGGGUUUGCCGGAGCGGUUGGUGGGGGACCUGCCCGUGGUGCAGAGGCGGUUCGUGACUCCCGCUGCAGCGACGUCGUAUGUGACGCCGGCUGUGGCGACAACAGUUGCGACGCCGGCGCAGAGGUCGACCAUGUCCCAGAGGUUCGUCAUGCCUUCGCGGGUCGCUGCUUCUGGACAGAGGCUUGCGAUGCCUGCGCCGCCGAUGGUGCCGCAGUUGGGGGAGGCGGGAGCAACGCCAGCGACAAGACCGUCCACGAAGACAGCUAUGCCGUCGUCGGCGAGCACUCUGGCUGCGACUUCGGCUUCAUUCUUCCCUGGCGCCGUCGGAGCUUCCGCCGCUCCUCAGGGAGGUACUCGCGCCCAGUCCGUGGUUCCCAAAGAUGAUCGUGCCCACUCCGUUGCACUCAGCAAUGCGAGGGCGCAGUCGGUCGCACCGGGCAACAACAUGUUCUAUAGGCAAGGAAGGAGGUUCAUACCGCUUGAUGAUUCGGACGAUGAGAUUGUAGAUUAG
This is a messenger RNA of Schizophyllum commune H4-8, 3561 nucleotides long. RefSeq lists its product as uncharacterized. The coding region runs from base 22 to 3561 and encodes 1179 amino acids. The transcript has 3 exons. The record is from RefSeq and is a predicted model, not a curated record. NCBI's taxonomy places the organism in Eukaryota, Fungi, Basidiomycota, Agaricomycetes, Agaricales, Schizophyllaceae.